Molecule: messenger RNA, 4064 nt
Organism: Papaver somniferum (opium poppy)
Lineage: Eukaryota; Viridiplantae; Streptophyta; Magnoliopsida; Ranunculales; Papaveraceae
Exons: 23
Coding region: 51-3485 (1144 amino acids)
Biological process (GO): regulation of exocytosis
Cellular component (GO): cytoplasm; plasma membrane
Molecular function (GO): syntaxin binding; myosin II binding; GTPase activator activity
Source: RefSeq, a predicted model, not a curated record
AAAAUGAAAUCUUUGCGAAAAAGUCAGUCUAUUCGUUUAUCGAUUACACCAUGUUUGCUAUUCGUCUCUUGCAGAAAGCAAAGAAUCAUCAUCAUAACAAUAAUCAGCAAAAUGUACAAGGAAGUGUGGCACCAGCAGAUUUGGAUCCUCACAUUGCUCAUCAUUAUGGUAUCCCGUCAACUGCCUCGAUACUUGCUUUCGACCCCAUUCAACGUCUAAUGGCAAUUGGGACACUGGAUGGCAGAAUAAAAGUGGUCGGCGGUGACAAUGUGGAAGGCCUUCUCAUAUCUCCAAAGCAGUUGCCCUUCAAAAAUUUGGAGUUCCUACACAACCAGGGUUUUCUAGUGAGCGUCUCAAACGAAAAUGAUAUUCAGGUUUGGGAUCUGGAACACAGGCAGAUAGCUGACUCUUUAAAGUGGGAAUGCAACAUAACUGCUUUCUCUGUGAUACCAGGCACCCAUUUCAUGUACAUUGGAGAUGAAUAUGGAAUGGUGUCUGUCUUGAAGUACGAUGCUGAAGAAGUAGCAAUUUUGCAGUUGCCAUAUCAUAUUCCAGCAAAUUCUUUAGCUGAUGCAGCUGGGGUUUCAUUACCCGAUCAUAUAUCUGUUGUUGGAGUUCUCCCUCAACCCUGCACUUCUGGGAAUAGACUGAUGAUAGCAUAUGAGAAUGGGUUGAUCGUCCUCUGGGAUGUUUCUGAAAGUCGAGUUGUCCUUUUUAGAGGCCACAAGGAUCUCCAAUUGAAAGAUGAUCAGGUGGUUGAGGAAAAUACAUCUGAGUUGGAGCAAGAGGAGAAAGAAAUAAGCUCUCUAUGUUGGGCAUCUCUUGAUGGAUCCAUUCUUGCUGUCGGAUAUGUUGAUGGUGAUAUUUUUCUAUGGAACAUGUUAAGUGUGUCCUCUAUCAAAGGUCCACAAGCUGGGGGAUCAUCUAAUGAUGCUGUUAAGCUACAAUCAUCUUCUGGGAAAAGAAAGAUUCCGGUCAUUGUCUUACAUUGGUCCGCAAAUAGUAGAUCAAACAAUGAGCGUGGAGGGCAAUUAUUUAUCUAUGGAGGUGAUGACAUAGGAUCUGAAGAAGUCCUUACCGCCUCGAGUCUUGAAUGUUCCUCCGGUAAAGAAGCUAUACGAUGCGUCAACCGCGUGGAUCUCUCUCUUAAUGGAUCCUUUGCAGAUAUGAUUUUAGUUCAAAAUGCCGGGGCAACAGAGAAUAAUACAACUGGCGUGUCCCUCUUUUUACUGACUAACCCUGGUCAAUUGCACGUAUAUGAUGAUGUUAUGCUGGCCUCACUUUUAUCUCAGCAAGAAAAAAGUCCUUCUGUCCGCCCAAUACCGUUUCCUGUGGUGGUACCUAUGGCUGAACCACACAUGACAGUGGCUAAGCUAUGUUCAGUACCCAUGGAAGGACAUUCAUCAAAGGCUCUCCUAGAGGCAUCCUUAAAUCUAAAAGCUACACUAUCUGCGGGUACAAAGUGGCCUUUGACCGGUGGAAUUUCCAAAAAAUUGCCCUUCUCUGAAGAUGAUGGCGUGGAGAAAGUAUACAUUGCAGGCUAUAAAGACGGAUCUAUUCAAUUACGGAAUGCAACAUAUUCAGUCCUCUCACCUAUUGCUGCCUUAGAAGGCGAGGUACAAAAGAUUGAAGUGUCUGGAGCCAGUGCCCCUGUAUCAGCAUUGGAUUUUUGCUUCCUCAGUACAAGUUUGGCCGUUGGCAGUGAAAGCGGUCUGGUUCGUAUAUAUAGACUUGGUAAUUCUGAAGAGACAAGUUUUCAUUUCGUGUCAGAAAAUAAUCAAGAAGUUCACAGUUUGCAUCAAGCGAAAGGACUUCAAUGUAUAGCUGCCUUUUGCAUCUUAAAUUCUCCAAUUCGGACCCUACAGUAUGCAGAUUCUGGAGCCAAACUUGCCGUAGGGUUUGAAUGUGGUCAGGUUGCAAUGUUUGAUAUGAGUUCAUUAUCAGUUUUAUAUCUUAAAGAGUGUGUAUCAGGCUCAAGCUCCCCAGUUAUUUCAACAGAUGUUCUGGCAUGUACAGACAUUUGUAGCUUGUUACACAGUUCGAAGCAAAAGGUUCCCAAAAGCCCAAAGGGCGCUUCUGGUGCAGAACAGAUAGAAAAUAAGGACCCUCUUGAUGGACAAGUUUUUAUUUUGACAAGAGAUUCACACGUAUUAGUUCUUGACAGUGUUACUGGUAACACAAUUAGCUCUUGGGGGACACAACAAAAGAAGGGUUCAACUGCAAUUUCCAUGUAUAUAAUAGAUAACAGCUCUUUGGCUUCAGAAGCAUCCACCACGGAGCACUCAGAGUCGCUAUCCAAGGAUAGUGCUACUCAAAGUGAGCAGCUGUCCAAGGAUAGUACUACCCUUGUUGGAGUUAACCCACAAAUCGAGAUUCGGAGCUCUAGGGAAAGCAGAAGUUCUGGGAAGAGGUCAUUGGAUUCACUUGUGGUACUUUGUUGCGAGGAUGCAUUGCAUGUAUACUCUUUAAAAUCCGUGAUACAGGGGGAUAAUAAUUCCAUCCGCAAAGUGAGUCUUUCGAAACCCUGUUGUUGGACAACAACUUUCAAAACGACAAAUGAGAAAGCUUCUGGGAUAAUUUUACUCUAUCAGACUGGAAUGAUUGAAAUAAGGUCCUUUCCGGAUUUAAAAGUCGUGGGAGAAAGCUCAUUAAUGUCAAUUCUUAGGUGGAGCUUCAAAACUAACAUGGAAAGAACCGUAUGUUCUACUGAGAGGGGACAGAUAGCAGUGGUAAAUGGGUCGGAGUUGGCUUUCAUCUCCUUCUUGGCCUCUGAAAGUGACUCCAGGAUUUCGGAUUCUUUACCUUGUCUUCAUGACAAAGUUCUCGCUGCUGCUGCUGACGCCGCUAUCAGGUUCUCCUCAAGUCAGAAGAAAAAACAGGUUCAAGGAUUUCUUAUAUUUUCAUUGAUAUCCUAUGUUUCGCGUAGUAAUUUAAUCGAGUAUGUUUUUCUGUUACAGGGUAGCCCCGGAAUUCUUGGUAUCAUUAAGGGUUUUAAAGGGGAGAAGGGACAAGCAAUGGAUUCUGCUACCAGCCCAUCAUCUGAUUUUCGUCUACAUUUAGAAAGCAUAUUUUCAAGCGUCCCAUUUUCAUAUGCAGCUCUAGAUAUUCCGGAUUUUGAAGAUAUAGAGGAGCUUAAUAUAGAUGAUAUAGAAAUUGACGAGCCAGUACCCGUUGCUUCUACAUCAUCUUACAAAAGCAAAAACGACAAAGGUAAGGAUAAAGAUAGAGAAAAGUUGUUCGAUGGUGCGCCGCCUGAGAAGCCAAAACUAAGGACGCCAGCAGAAAUUAUGAUUAAAUACAAAUAUGCUGGGGACGCUUCUGCUGCAGCAGCAGAGGCAAAAGACAAGCUCUUGGAACGCCAGGAAAAACUUGAGAGAAUCCGUAGAAACACUGAAGAACUAAGUAAUGGAGCUGAGAACUUUGCAUCAAUGGCUAACGAACUUGUCAAGACAAUGGAAGGCCGUCGUAAAUGGUGGAAUAUAUAACAAAAACAUGGCAUCAUUUGAGGUUGUUCAUCCAUUUGGUGUGAGCCAAGUUGGAGCCAGGCAAAUUUCUGCUGUGAUGUUUGAGAAAGCGUCUGGCAGGUUCGUCACAGUAGCUACCAACCUAGGUAUAUUUGCCAUAGAAUGAAUGUUGAGCUGGGAUUUUAUGUACAUCAAGAUUCAGCAGGAAUUGUUAAUUACGUCACCAAUUCGCUCAAAAAUUGAGAGAUGCUUUCUCAAUCUGGUAGUAUUCCCUUCCGCCAAAACCAGAUAGAUGAUUUCCCCCACAGAAGAAAUGGGAUCAUAGUUGUAAACUGACAUCGUACCAAGUCAUAUAGAAGUGCGUGCAGGUCUGCCUUUGUAUAUAUGUUUGUUGGGAGUUCCAGUUGUGCAUGCCACUCUGAUGUUGUUUGCUUGAAUUUUUUUGUGUAACCUGAACACAGUGAUCUUAUAAGGCUCUGUAAGCCAUUCAGAAUCUCAGAUCUAGUUUGCAAACUUGAAAUGUAUUACUAUCACUAGGGCAGUUCUCUGGACCCCCAGUUAAAUUCUUUGUUUUUUCCUCAGGGUUCUUUUUUCUCCCAA